Daucus carota subsp. sativus is the source of this 815-nucleotide messenger RNA. RefSeq names its product lectin-like. NCBI's taxonomy places the organism in Eukaryota, Viridiplantae, Streptophyta, Magnoliopsida, Apiales, Apiaceae. The record is from RefSeq and is a predicted model, not a curated record. The coding region runs from base 71 to 628 and encodes 185 amino acids. The transcript is spliced from 3 exons.
UAGAGUUUUAAGUCAUCGCAAUUGAAAGGAAAACAGUACUAAGUUAAUACUUGUUCUUUCAAUCGAGAUAAUGGCUCAAGCAGUGAGGUGUCUUGAUGGUCAGUCACUUUUGUGUCAGGCCAAGGCCGGCCAGAACAUGCAGUGUCCCAGGAACCAGAACAAUUCGAGUGUCAUUGGACAUCAGGAUGCAAGGGAACUGGAAAUCAUUUGGGGUUCUGACACUCGCUACUGGAAGUGGACAAGCAUGCAAAUCGGUGGACAUUGCAUUGAAGUUGCUGAAUUGAUUGAUGUCUGCUGGCUGGAAAUCAAUGGGAAAUACGCGAUGAAAAAACUUACUCCAGGAAUGGAUUACCAAGUGAAGUUCGUGUUGAAGCUUAACAACAACUUUAACAUUGACAAACCAGUGACCUUUAGCCUGACUACUCCAGAGGGAUGCAAGGAAGAGCAUAAGGAGAACAUGAUGCAAAUGCCAAGAAACCAAAUCAUUACCAUCAAUGCCGGGGAGUUUCAGACCCCCCGGAACAACUGUGGAUGUGGAGAAGUCAAGUACCAGAUGAUGAACACUGAUGGCUUCUGGAAGCGUGGCCUGGUUGUCAUUGGAGUCGUCAUCGUGCCCAAAUACAAUUAAAUAAAACCAGUAUGCUAGUGAACUACUCCUAAAUACCAUCUCUAUCAAUAAAUGCAACUCAGUUACAUGGGUGGCUGUUACUAAUCAGAAUGAUAUGUAAUAGAUAACAACUACCUGCUAAUGGUGGCUUGAUGAUCAUGCAUAAAUAUGAAUAAAUAUAUGAUGGUGGUUUAUUAUUUUCUUUGCA